Molecule: messenger RNA, 552 nt
Organism: Diaporthe amygdali
Lineage: Eukaryota; Fungi; Ascomycota; Sordariomycetes; Diaporthales; Diaporthaceae
Exons: 2
Coding region: 1-552 (183 amino acids)
Source: RefSeq, a predicted model, not a curated record
AUGGAUCUGGUGUCAACCAUCCGCAAGUCAGGGUCACGAGGAGGAGUCAAUUUCAGCUGGGAUGAGGUGGCCAACUCGGCGCACCGUGAGAAUUAUCUCGGUCAUUCUCUGAAAGCGCCCGUCGGGCGAUGGCAACAAGGUCGCGAUCUUGGGUGGUAUGCCAAGGCGGAUGCGAGUGACGCCAAUGCCAAUGAGACGGAGGAAGAAGCCAAGGCUCGCAGGCGUCGCGAGGAGAUACAGAAAAUUAAGGAGGCGGAGGAGGAUGCGAUGGCAGUAGCACUGGGCCUGCCGCCGCCGGUCCGGAAUCAGUCAGGGGCAAAUGCCAUAGAGGUGUCCGGAUCGAGGAGCAUCGACGAUCAAACUGCGGCUGGAGGACUCCAAGUUACGAAGAAAGAGGAGAAGAGCGAGGCAGGUCGUGGGCGGCGAUCAGAAGGCGCCGUCACCGCAGCCGAAGCCGCAGCAGAGAAAGACAUCGGGAGUAUCGAAGGAGGGACCAAGACGACGAUGCCGAACCGUCCUCACGCCAUGACCGCAGGAGUCACAGGAGCAUGA